GCCCUGGGCACGAUCGACAGGAUCUCCAUCUCCCUCAGGUCCUACUUCCUCACCGACUGCGACCCCGCGGCUGACGUGAUCCAGGAGGCGCCUCGGCUGUCCGUCUGGGCCCCCAUCCGACCACGCGUUGCUGGCGUGGCGGUUCGCUCCGAAGCGCCCGCCAACCAACUGGCUCUGCAGCGCCCCCAGCUUCGUCUACCGAGAGGUCGCGCCUCGCUGGGCUCCGUGGGCACAAAAGCGAUGUGGUUUCACAUCGCGGAUGUCGCGGGCACGUUGCCGGCGCUGGCCCGCAACGAGCAACGCGGGUGCUUUCGGCCGCCUGCCGGCUCCAAUGGGGCCCCUCGCCCCGCGACGGCGGCAGAGCUCGAGCGCGUGGCGUUGAGGGCAGUCUCGAGGGCUGCUCGGCGGCUUCGUGGUUUAUCUGACUUGGCGCAGCGCCUCCUGGACAUUGCUGACUGCGGCGUCGUCUGCGUCGUCGACCCGAACGCGUUCCGCGCCUGCGAGACCUCGGCCAACAGGAUGCGAUUCGACCUUG
This is a messenger RNA of Prorocentrum cordatum, 535 nucleotides long. Lineage: Eukaryota; Dinophyceae; Prorocentrales; Prorocentraceae. The record is from the annotation of a GenBank genome assembly.